UUAAUCCUAAUCCCAGAAAAUAACACCAUCAUAACUCGACCUUCUGAGUUCCGCAGAACUCACAAAUCUUCUUCAUUUCGAACCUGUAUUAGUCCGGUUACAGAAGAUCAAUCGAUAUAACCGAAUUACUUACGUGUUGCUUCGUGAUUCAAUUCUAAGAGAGUUAGAGAGAGAGCUUAAUUAAUCAUACGUAAAUCGUCAUGAAAAGCCCCUUCUCUAGGCCGUCCACACCUUCCCACUCUCCCAUGAGGUACACGCCACCGUCAUCCCCGAUGCGCCACACGUUCUCCGACUCGCUUGUGGAGGAGAACGUCGAGAUCGCCGAGGCCCUCAUCGCCAAGUGGGACCCCACAGCCGCCUCUGGCUACUCUAAGUUCGCCUCGGCCUCUGCCUCGCUCUUCCACGAUAAUAACCGCUACGAUGCCAAGCAGUUCCUCAUCUGCGUCAAGAACCUGCAGGCCGCGAUGCACUACUAUGUCAAGGAGAAUUCGGCAUCCGACAAGCUUGUGAGGGCACAGAGAUUAAUGCAGGCUGCUAUGAAGCGACUGGAGAAGGAGUUCUAUUAUAUCCUGUCAACGAAUAGGGAGUACCUCGACCCCGAGUCAGUCUCGAACCGCUCCUCCCGAGCUUCCACGAGGACAUCGAGCGUCUCCGAUUACGAGGAUGAUUCGGAGGAGGACGAGUUCAGAUUUGCUGGCCCCGACUCAUCGCCAUCUGUGCAGUCAGAGGAGGACCGAGUAUCAACAAUCGUGAUGACAGAUUUGAAGGCAAUUGCCGAUUGCAUGAUCGCCUCAGGUUACGGGAAGGAGUGCGUGAAUAUAUACAAGGUCGUCCGGAAAUCGAUUGUCGAUGAGGCGCUGUACCACCUCGGGGUUGAUCGAUCAGUGAGCAUUCGGGAGAUUCAGAAGAUGGAGUGGGAGGUCUUGGAGAGGAAGAUUCGAGGUUGGUUAAGAGCGGUUAAGUUUUCAGUUCGGACGAUCUUCUACGGGGAGCAGAUUCUAUGUGACCACGUAUUCUCUGCUUCGCUCCCUAUCAGGCAGUCAUGCUUCAACGAAAUCGCUCGAGACGGGGCGUUGGCCUUGUUCGGUUUCCCCCAGAGUGUGGCCAAGUCCAAAAAGUUAUCGGCUGAGAAGAUGUUCCGAACGCUUGACAUGUACGAGGCCAUUGCAAAUCUCUGGCCUGAGAUCGAGUCCAUCUUCUCAUACGACUCGACCUCAGAUGUCCGUUUGCAGGCUGUCAACUCCCUCAUCAAGCUCGGUGAUGCCGCAUGCUUGAUGCUUGCCGACUUUGAGUCAGCCAUAGAGAAGGACUCAUCAAAGUCAGUCCCGAGUGGUGGCGUCCACCCGCUCACGCGCUACGUCAUGAACUACCUCGCCUUCCUUGCAGACUACACCGAAGUUCUUUCCGAUAUUAUUGCCGACUGGCCAUUGAAAGGCCAGUCCCACCUGCCAGAGUCGUACUUCAACCUCGACGACGAGAGCUAUUCCUCAGCCAUGUCUGCAAGGAUCGCGUGGGUGGUGCUCCUAUUGCUCUGCAAGCUCGACGGGAAGGCUGCGGUCCACAAGGACGUGGCGCUGUCCUACCUGUUCCUCUCCAACAACCUUCAGUACAUCGUGUCGAAGGUCCGGCAGUCGAACCUGAAGGACCUUCUGGGCGAUGACUGGGUGGCCCAACACGAGUCGAAGUUCAAGCAGUACAUUGCGAACUAUGAGAGGGUCGGUUGGAGCAGGGUGAUUGAUUCCCUACCUCCACCUGCUGCUCAUGCUGCUGAUACUAACGGAGUCAAGGACUACUUUAAGAGGUUCAAUGCAGAGUUUGAGUCAGCUUAUCGGAAACAACUAAAUUGGGUCGUUUACAACCCGGAGCUGAGGGAUGAGAUCAAGGUGUCGUUGGCGAAGAAGUUGCUGCCGGCCUACACGGCAUUGUACAAGGCUCACGGGACCCGGCUGAGGAGAGAUGCAUUCAGGGAGUCGGUCGUCAGAUUUUCACCGGAGGAUCUUGGGAACUACCUGUCGGACCUCUUUCACGGGAACGGGGAGUCGGGAAGCGUCUCGUCGCACUCACAGGCGUCGUCAUCUUUGGGUUCGUCGUCCGGUCUGUCGAGCGAGGCGAAAAGUCGUUGAGGCGGUUUACAGAUAGUUUCUGUUUUUCCUUUUUUGUUUGACGGUACAAAAUAUAUUACACACGUGGAAAAUUUGUAAAGGCAACACAUCAGCAUUAGAUUAAGAUCAUUGACAAACGAUAACUCUUUGACUCUUCGGAUAA
Messenger RNA from Punica granatum (pomegranate), 2265 nucleotides. The record is from RefSeq and is a predicted model, not a curated record. Lineage: Eukaryota; Viridiplantae; Streptophyta; Magnoliopsida; Myrtales; Lythraceae.